AUCAUUAUAUUAUUGUUAUGAUUAUUGAAACUUAUAUAAUGAAAAAAUAAUAUCAGUAUGCUUUAGUGUUAUCAAAAAUGUUAUCUUCAAAUUAUAAAAUUAUUUUUUUCGCUGCGGUAUUUUGUUUCUCAUGGAUCGAAGCAAUACCAACCGGAGAUGUCGAUGAAGACUACUUCAACUUAAACCUCAAAAACACAGUGGAUCCACACGAUUGCCCUGGAAAUGCAUCUCUUAGCGGAAUGGUACUAUCUUGUGAAGCUUAUUGCGACGAUCGACAUCCUAUUUUUUGUAACAAAUACGGUUUAGACGACUGCUGGUGCAUUGAAGGCUACAUCAGGAACGCAACUGGCGAUUGCAUAAGAAUCGAAGACUGUCCUAAUAUCGAGAUAGAGUCUGCAGAAGAAUCGGAUAAUAAUUCCUCCGAUGAGAAAGAUUGGCCGGAACUCGAACCACCGAAGAUUGAGGAUAUAACCGGCGAACUCACUGACGAGGAACGGCAAAAGAUACUCGAAGAAAUUUUUGGAACUCCCGAUAAACCUCCAGUAGAAAUCGUUGAAUAAUCAUGAAUCAAUUUA
Cotesia glomerata is the source of this 575-nucleotide messenger RNA. RefSeq lists its product as uncharacterized. The transcript is spliced from 3 exons. NCBI's taxonomy places the organism in Eukaryota, Metazoa, Arthropoda, Insecta, Hymenoptera, Braconidae. The record is from RefSeq and is a predicted model, not a curated record. Bases 78 to 560 code for a protein of 160 amino acids.